AUGGCUAGAUCUAGCGUACCUCCGGUGACAAAGUUGUUUCUGGCGUUGCUGGUGUCCUGCUCGCUGAUCACUUUUGUUCUACGGUAUUCCACUUAUCUUCACAUUGUCACAAGUGAGACCCAUGAUCAAGACCAUGUUCAUCUGAUUGGUGAAGAUCAAGCUGCUUCUGAUAAUGAAAACAGUGUGCCAACACCACAGGAACUGUAUGUUCCAUUACUAGCACUAGUUCCAGGUCAAACCAGUUUGAUAAAGAUGCCAUGGGUACUGUUUACAACUUCUUUUAUUGAAGAUGGAGUGUUGUCAUUUGCCCUGUGCUUCUUUUUGAUCUUGUAUACAGGAAGAUAUAUCGAAGUAUUAUGGGGCCCAAGAGAGUUUUUCGCAUAUUUGACAUCAAACAUUCUAAUAAGUAAUGUCAUUGCAUAUUCAUAUUACAGUUUUAAACUAUCAGUUGAUGAUUCACUACCAAUUUCCCCAAUCACAGGUUCAUCAGCUUUAAUCAUAUCAUUAUUAGUUGCCAUCAAGCAAAGAAUACCAAACCAUUAUUUAUUAUUCCUCAAUGGGUUCAUAAGGCUACGAGUUUCAUUAGUUCCAUUUUUUGUAUUAAGUACGGGGUUAAUUUUCUCAUUCAUCACUUCAAAUCCAUACUAUCAUGUUAUAAACCAACUGGCAUGGCUAGGAUUCAUAAUAAGCUGGGUUUAUUUGAGAUUUUUCAAAGAAGGUGGAUCUGGAAGACAAUUGUCAUUAUUACCAAUAACAGAAUCUGGGAACCCAACAAUUUUGAUAAAAGGUGAUAGAACUGGACAAUUUGCACUAUCAACUUUCUUCCCAAGACCACUUUCAUUUAUUGUUGCAUUUAUUUCAGACAAGAUUUUCCAAAUGUUUGUUACUUUAAAACUUUUGAACCAUGGAGAUUUCACUUCAAAUAAUGAAGAAGAUAUGCAAGAUGAAGUUUCAAAUUCAAAUACCCAGACUGAUUUAAUAAGUCAAAUGUCACAAUCUCGUUUAUUCACUUCAUCCUCAUUAGCUGGUGUUUCAGGAAAUAUAUCAACAGUUUCAUUACCAAAAACUGGGUUCAUUAAAACUGUUCAUGAUAAACUUUUUGCAUUAAUUGGACAAUCUAAUGAUCAAUCUGCUCAAGAAAACAGAACAUUAGCCUCCAGAAGAAAGCAAGCAUUGGCCCAAUUAGAUUCCAAACUAUCUGCUUAA
Hansenula anomala is the source of this 1206-nucleotide messenger RNA. RefSeq lists its product as uncharacterized. The record is from RefSeq and is a predicted model, not a curated record. NCBI's taxonomy places the organism in Eukaryota, Fungi, Ascomycota, Saccharomycetes, Phaffomycetales, Wickerhamomycetaceae. The transcript has a single exon. Gene Ontology annotation, biological process: retrograde vesicle-mediated transport, Golgi to endoplasmic reticulum. Gene Ontology annotation, cellular component: membrane; Golgi apparatus. Bases 1 to 1206 code for a protein of 401 amino acids.